CAACGAAGGAAAACAGUCACGCAGUCACGCAAGUCACGAAAGCAGAGAGCCGCCAAGAGCCUCCAUUGGCGUGGGGACGAGCGGCAUUCCUCCUGCCUCUCUCGGCAAUUGAUAGACAUGUGCGGCAAACAGCCAACCCUAUUAAUCCUGGAGUGUUCUAUACUUCCUAUGCUAUAAUCACUAAAAGACGGCUGCCGAUUGGACGGCGCCUCGACGUGGGUACGGGGCUGGGCAAAAACAACAAGGGACCGGCUUUCCUCAGCACUACUAUGCAAAUGGCAAUUCUUUUUGAACCGUUCUGGCCGUCUCCAUCCGUCUAUACCAAACGGUGGCGUAAUUGGGCGCCAAGGUCUAGGCGCAGGCCAAAGUGCCGGGGGUUAGUCCAGAAUCCGAACUCAUGCCGAGCUGCUCUACAUAUUAAAUCGUCCACCCACCUACCCCUUUGGGUAUAUUGGGAAUGCUACGACAGUAUCUACGCUCAUGAUGCCAUUUCCCCCAAGACGAACAUCCUCGUCGAUAUGUGGUCGUGCGUAUUGGCAUCGACGGCUUCUCGAUCCGAGCUACCUUAUCGCCGUAGCCCUCACGGAUGAGUACUUAAGGGCGAGUCAGGGCGAAGUCAGCUUUGAACUUGGUCUCUCCCCCCUUCUUCUUCUGCGUCUUCAUUGCUCGGAUACAAGCCGAGAGGAUCUGUAAAUCGUAGUGUAGAAACGUGGGGAACAGACGUCAAGCAGAAUGAAGUACUCUCUGAACGCAAUCGCCCUCGCGGCGCUCUCCAGCUUCGCGGCCGGAAAGGAGUUACCGCCCGACGACAAGCUGGCGGCGGAGAUCUUCGACAGCGGUUUGCGACACGAGCACAUCAUGUCGACCAAGAUGGCGUACUGGGACAGCCGAAGAGAGCAAGGUCUUUUCGACUCUACCCGAUACAAGAGCAUGGAUGCCUCCGUUGACGUGGUCCCCUGCGUGAAUGGAAUCGCUAAGCUCCACGCCGGCGACCCGCUCUACACGUUCAAGUGCAGCAAGCUCGACCUAUACGACUUCAAGUCGCACGUGGACCUCGGCAGCAACAACGGCGAAGGUGCCGGCUCGUGGGGCUGGACCAGCCCGGACGGACGCGAGUUCGUGGCCAUCGCGCAGUCCGACGGCGCGGCGUUCGCCGAGAUCAGCCCCGAGGGAAAGCUCAUCUACCUCGGCCGGCUGCCGCAGUACCCCACCGCCCAGCCCUCGCUGUGGCGCGAGAUCAAGGGCUACAAGAGCUACAUCGUCAUCGGUAGCGAGGCCGUCAACCACGGCAUCCAGGUCUUCGACAUGUCCAAGCUGCUGGACGUCGACCCCGCCAAGCCCGUCACCUUCAACAACAAAAACGACAUCUCCCACUUCAGCGGCCUGCCCACCGGCCGCUCCCACACCGUCCAGACCAACGAGGAGGUCGGGUACGCCGUCGCCUCGGGCGCGCAGCCGCGCAACUCCGCCUGCGCGUCCGGCCUCAUCUUCAUCGACCUGUCGGACCUGUCCAACCUGACAUCCCCGGGAUGCGCGGCGGCGGACGGCUACGUGCACGAUGCGCAGUGCCUGAUCUACCGGGGGCCGGACGAGAAGUACGUGGGGGAGGACAUUUGCUACGGGUACAACGAGGACACGCUGACGAUCUACAACGUGACGAACAAGGCGCGGCCGUCGAUCAUCUCACGGACGUCGUACGAGGGCGCGAGCUACACGCACCAGGGGUGGGUGCUGGACACGCAGUGGCAGCAGUACCUGGUGCUGGACGACGAGUACGACGAGUACGACGGGGCGGGGCUGGGCGCGGCGGGGUACCCGAUCACGUACAUCUGGGACAUCUCGUCGCUGGAGGCGCCACGGCAGACGGGGUACUACCAGGCGUCGCGCAAGGGCAUCGACCACAACCAGUUCGUGCACGGGGACUACGUGUACCAGAGCAACUACGGCGGCGGCCUGCACAUCCUCGACAUCUCCUCCAUCCCGUCCGACCCCACCGGCAAGAGCGUCUCCGAGGUCGCCUACUUCGACAUCUACCCCGAGGACGACGACGUCGAGGGCGGCGGCCAGAUCGAGUUCCAGGGCACCUGGUCUCACUACCCGUACUUCAAGAGCGGUUACAUCCUGAUCAACACCAUCGAGCGUGGUGCCUACGUCGUUAAGCUAUCUUCGUAAGGAGACAGAUCCUUAGAAUAGCUCUCAUCUCAUCCCAUCUUAUUUGUGAUGAAGUUAAAAGAGUACUCGGGAAAACUGAGAUAUAGUAGCUGAAUAGACAUGAAUUGAUGAAAUACCUCUCA
Molecule: messenger RNA, 2294 nt
Organism: Daldinia caldariorum
Lineage: Eukaryota; Fungi; Ascomycota; Sordariomycetes; Xylariales; Hypoxylaceae
Exons: 2
Coding region: 733-2172 (479 amino acids)
Cellular component (GO): extracellular region
Source: RefSeq, a predicted model, not a curated record